This is a messenger RNA of Moneuplotes crassus, 1432 nucleotides long. Lineage: Eukaryota; Ciliophora; Spirotrichea; Euplotida; Euplotidae. The record is from the annotation of a GenBank genome assembly.
UAAAGUGCCAAUGAAGUCGUAUAAAGCAACAAAACGCAUCAUGAGCAGUGAGUACCUCCGUGGAUCUAAGAAGGCUCUAGCUGGGACAAAGUUGACUAGCUUGGGAAAAAGCGAUACCCUGAGCAGGACCAAGAUCUUGUCCAUGCGCUCGAUUACUCCUGAAGGCUUGGCUACUAAAAACGGAAGGAAGCAUCAAUGAUCUUUUAGUUAUGUAUCUAAAAAUAAAACUCCUGGUGCUAUGAAAAGUACAAAAUAUCCGUUAAAAUCAUCCUUCAAACCAAGUAAAUCGAGCAAAUCUCGAGAAGAUCUCCGUAAUAAGAAGUCGGGAAGUAUUGGUACCAAGCUUGCAGUAAAAUCAGCGAAGAUCCUCUCACAAGCAAAGAACAGAAGUAACACUUUGUACAGCCUCCAAUGUAGCAAGAGUAAAUUAGAGAUAAGCUCAAGUACACCUUCAAAAGAACCAUCUUUACAUGAACGUUGAAGAAUCCUCAAAAGGGAAAACACUUGUCUUGAGAAGAAUCUAGAACAGAUGCAGGGAUACAAGAAAGAAACAGAGCUCCUCACAAAGCUGCUACUGGAGAUCCUCCCAAUCCUGAAAGCCCAGUAUAACCUCGAAGAGUACCAGUCAAAGGACUUUCGGACUGGAGAUAUAGCCUGCAUGAAAUCCCUUCUAUCUCGCCUAAAACACCUCAAAACCUCAAAAUUCUUCAGCACGGCUUCUAGCGACGAAGACCUGAAACUAAAGCUAAAAGUCGAUGCUUAUGAGAAAACGGCUAAAAAUGACCAGAAAGUAAUAGCGAUUCUGAAAAAUAAAGAGAAGGGAUUAGAGCAGAGAAUUAGGGAAUUAGAGAAGGCUAAUAGGGAAGUAGGGGCAUUGAAAAAGAGCAUGGAGAGGAAAGAUGAGAAGUUGAGGGAGGUUAUGAGGUACAACACAGUCCUAAAAGCCAAGCUAGAAUGAUUUUCAGAAGAAAACCUAGAGGCAAACACUGAUUUCCAGCCAUGUAUAAUAUCAGCAUGCAAGUAUGACAAAAUCCUUGACGAAGAAGAUACUAACUGUAAUAAGUCCUUCGAGAGUUCACCUGAAUUCGACAGUGAAUCCUUGAUGUCAACUGACGAAAACUACAUUGGCGAGGUUGUAGAGAAGGCUAAACAAAUAAGCCCCUUAAAGACCUCUUCUAUGUGUAAAAAGACGAGGAAACUAAACAACAAGUCUGCUAUAGGGCCUCGGAACCUUGAGCUCCGGCAGUGCGACCAGUCUUCCACUACUGUAGGAUACGAAAUCAGCUCUUCAUCUCACCUGCAUAGAAUGCUAGGGAGCCCUGGCGAUUCUAUCCCUUCGCAGAAAUCCUCAAUAUAUAAAAGGAAGUACAGGUUCAUGAAGGAAAUCCCUACUUUAAACGAAAGAAAAUAUUAAAACAGUCUUCAACACUUA